GUUGUUGCUUUUCAAGCCUCCCUGUUUGCUGUAAGAAUGGGGUUUCCAUAUGAAGAUUUAACAACCCAAAAAUCUCUUUCGGUGUAUUCGAAGUGGCUUAAUCAAAGCUGUCAGCCAAACUACUGGAAGAAUGUGGUACCAGACUCUUCAAAAUCCUGUGGACCAUACAAACGGCCUGAAAAAGUAACUUAUAAAGAAGAACAGAACAUCUCACAAAGAAGUGUUCAUAAUCAUGAUACUAUUGGUAUGGUUGUAAUCGGUGGGAGCGGAACCGUUGCUUCUGGGACAUCUACUAAUGGUGCAGGCCACAAAAUUCCAGGCCGUGUAGGAGAUUCUCCAAUAGCUGGAGCAGGAUCCUAUGCAGAUAGUACAGCCGGAGGAGCUGCAGCUACUGGGGAUGGUGACAUCAUGAUGCGCUUCUUACCCAGUUAUCAAGCUGUGGAGUAUAUGAGGAUGGGAACAGACCCAACGGUAGCCUGUCAGAAAGUUAUUUCCAGAAUCCAGAAGUAUGCUCCAAAGUUCUUUGGCGCUGUUAUAUGUGCCAAUACAACUGGAAGUUAUGGUGCUGCAUGUAAUAAAAUUCCAGGAUUCACUCAGUUUCACUUCAUGGUUUCUAGCCCUUUGCUAAGUCAGCCAACUGAGCAAGUAGUAGAUUGCAUUUAAUUUCUUUUGUCCUAUUGACAUCUAAACUUAGAGGAGGAAACUGCUAAGGUUCCCCAGGUGUUACUUUUUAAAAUGGUUGUUUAUUUUCACUGUUGCAUAAUCAUGUGAAUGAGUACAAAGGUAUGUUGAUGGUGCAGCUACUACUUCACUGUUUUUAAUAUAUUCUACUUUAUUAUGGCUUUGUGUAGUGCAACUAAGCUUAAUCUGUAAUUAUCUUGGCAACUUAUUUCUAAAUGAUU
Messenger RNA from Fulmarus glacialis (Northern fulmar), 902 nucleotides. It is a transcript of the gene AGA, whose product is annotated as aspartylglucosaminidase. The record is from RefSeq and is a predicted model, not a curated record. The transcript has 6 exons. Gene Ontology annotation, molecular function: N4-(beta-N-acetylglucosaminyl)-L-asparaginase activity. NCBI's taxonomy places the organism in Eukaryota, Metazoa, Chordata, Aves, Procellariiformes, Procellariidae. Gene Ontology annotation, biological process: protein deglycosylation. The annotation marks the transcript as partial. Gene Ontology annotation, cellular component: lysosome.